AUGACUUUGGAGUCCGUCAUGGCGUGCUGCCUGAGCGAGGAAGCUAAGGAAGCCCGGCGGAUCAACGAUGAGAUCGAGCGGCAGCUGCACUGGGACAAGCGGGACGCCCGUCAAGAACUGAAGCUGCUGCUGCUGGGCACAGGAGAGAGUGGCAAAAGCACGUUCAUCAAACAGAUGAGAAUCAUUCAUGGAUCAGGUUACUCUGAUGAAGACAAAAGGGGCUUUACAAAAUUGGUGUACCAGAAUAUAUUUACAGCAAUGCAGGCCAUGAUCAGAGCCAUGGAUACCCUCAGAAUCCCAUACAAGUAUGAACAUAAUAAGGCUCAUGCACAGUUAGUUCAAGAAGUUGAUGUAGAGAAUGUGUCAACCUUUGAGAACCCCUAUGUAGAUGCAAUAAGAAGUUUAUGGAAUGACCCUGGGAUCCAGGAAUGUUAUGAUAGACGAUGAGAAUAUCAGUUAUCAGAUUCAACUAAAUAUUACCUUAAUGACUUGGACCGCAUAGCAGAUUUGACCUAUCUGCCAACUCAGCAAGACGUGCUUAGAGUUCGAGUCCCAACAACAGGGAUCAUUGAAUAUCCAUUUGACUUACAAAGCGUCAUUUUCAGAAUGGUGGAUGUAGGAGGCCAACUAUCAGAAAGAAGAAAAUGGAUACAUUGCUUUGAAAAUGUCACAUCUAUCAUGUACCUAGUAGCUCUUAGUGAAUAUGAUCAAGUGCUUGUGGAGUCAGACAAUGAGAAUCGAAUGGAAGAAAGCAAAGCACUCUUUAGGACAAUUAUCACAUAUCCAUGGUUCCAGAAUUCUUCAGUCAUUCUGUUCUUAAAUAAAAAAGAUCUCUUAGAGGAGAAAAUUAUGUACUCCCAUUUAGUUGAUUAUUUCCCAGAGUACGAUGGACCACAACGGGAUGCACAAGCAGCACGAGAGUUCAUCUUGAAGAUGUUUGUAGACCUGAAUCCAGAUAAUGACAAAAUUAUCUACUCCCACUUCACAUGUGCUACAGACACAGAGAAUAUACGCUUUGUCUUUGCUGCUGUCAAGGACACAAUCCUACAGUUAAACCUGAAGGAGUACAACCUGGUCUAA
Messenger RNA from Strigops habroptila (Kakapo), 1080 nucleotides. Its product is annotated as guanine nucleotide-binding protein G(q) subunit alpha-like. The record is from RefSeq and is a predicted model, not a curated record. Gene Ontology annotation, biological process: phospholipase C-activating dopamine receptor signaling pathway; adenylate cyclase-modulating G protein-coupled receptor signaling pathway; action potential. Gene Ontology annotation, molecular function: GTPase activator activity; G protein-coupled receptor binding; GTPase activity. The transcript has 7 exons. Gene Ontology annotation, cellular component: heterotrimeric G-protein complex. Lineage: Eukaryota; Metazoa; Chordata; Aves; Psittaciformes; Psittacidae.